AUGAACUUCGCCGAUCGUCCAAACGACCCAACGCAGAAGCCUGUUCUAUCGGGUAGUAACUCAGCACAGACCAAUGCUAGAUUGUGCUUUUCCGCGGGGCGGGAGGACAUGCAGAUGGAGACGGCGCCCGAGGGUGCGGAUCAGGGAGAUCUUCCCAAGCAGGAGGCUCGCGCUAGCCCGCUGGAAAGCGUGCAUGGUUCGAGCAACUCUCUUCUAGAUAGCAUCAGGUCGCUGCAGAGUGUAAAGUCGUUUCAGAGAAGUCCCUCCCUCAAAGACCGGCUGCAGCAAGCUCUGGCAAAGAAGACCGGGCAAGUCUUGCCAAUUGUGGAUGGGAGAGCGGAGACCCCCCCGGCAAACCUCUCGCAGCGCUUGCAAGCGAUUGUGGGGAAACAAAGGCCGGUGCUCAAUGGCGCCGACAGGGGUUCCUUUGGGAUCAGAGAGCGCGGCCCCCAAGAAGCAGCGGCAGGCUUGAGACUGGACAAUGGUGGCCACGAAAUUGGCAAAUUAGAGGAAGUUGGAAGAAUGUCUGAUGGGAGGGAUGCUUUGGAAGGACAGGAUUCACCAAUCGGAUCGCCUGCCCGCAAAGAGUCUGCUCAUCAGCAAAGGAGCCCUGAGAAAAUCAGUUGGUUGCAGCAACCUCCGACUUCAAUCUCCAGCCCAAAUCGAAACUCGAACGCGGCACUUGGGACUUUGGAGGGAAACGUCCAUUCAAAUGGCACUAAAGAGCCUGACUUUGAGGCAUUGGCACGGCGGAUCAUUGACGAAAUGGAACAGGAGCAGCGAAGAGCUGGUAGGUUUUCAGAGGGGAGGCCUUCGAGGAAGCCCUCCAUUGGUUUCCCCCUGGGUGGGCAAAGCGCGAGUGCGCAGGACAUGAGGGAGCAACUAGGUGCGGGCGCCGGUCCAGAUCUCAACUUGCCUGCGGACUUAGCAGACAGUGGAGCUGGGAUGAGCCAGGCGCAGGGGCAAGAGCGAGAAUUCUCGGCACAAACGUCAAACAUGGAUGAUUCCGUGUUUCCGGGGGGAUCUGGGGUGACCCAGGAAGAGAUGGCAGUGUCGAACAUCCCCUUUGCAGCUGCAUCCCAGAAGCGCGCCUGGUCAGAAGCUCUAGGGGGUGAAACCCUAAAACCAUUCUCCGGUGGGGGUAUGCGACGUGCGCAGAUCGUCGAUCUUUCGUCGGACAGCAGCGAUGGAGAGGAGCCGAUUGGGGCGGACCGGGGGGCUCACGGGGGGUUCCACUUUGAGGGAAAGCACCCUUCUGAGGGGAAGAAGCGCGAGCUCCCCGAAUGGGCCGCUCCAGGCCGCCCUUCGAAGCGGCCGUCCUUUGGCCCCCGAGGAGGAAGCGCGCCCGGCGGAUUGGACCUACCUUUUGGGGCAGCUUUUGGUCGAGCCUUGUCGCCAGAGUCCGAGGGACACUCUUCGGACCCUUCGCAGGGGGGCCGAGGGAGAGUGCUUCCCAACUGGUACACUCAGCAGAGAGCUUUUGGCCGCUCGCAGUCGAUGCUGGAUAGGGAGGCGGCGAAAGCGCUAGCGGGGCCGCUGCGGGAAGCGGCGCUGGCACAUUCGGGACAGCAAGCAUCCCUGCACGCCCAAUACCAACAACAAGUGUUAGAGCACCAACGCCAACAGCAAGCGCACUUUCAGCGCCGCCUCCUCCCUCCCACACUGCACACGCACACGCUUGCCGCGGGGCCCAGCGUCCCCCGCGACAAUGACGUCGCUCUCCGGGGGGUCCUGGAGGGCAUGGCCGUGACUGGUCCGUCAGAGGAAGCGAACCCCCCAGAGGGGUCGAUGACGGUUCCGCUGCUGAAGCAUCAGAAGCUGGCCCUGUCGUGGAUGAAGAAGCGCGAGAGCGGGACGAUCAGUAACCAGCCGGUGGGCGGGAUACUUGCAGACGACCAGGGCCUGGGCAAGACCAUCACUACCAUCGCUCUUAUCAUGUCCAACAAGGCCCCGCCGCGGCCGAGCCACGAGCCCCUCCCCCCAGGCCCCGCCGAACGGGCCAGCCCCGCGCUGGCCGAGACGGUAAACCUGGACGAUUACAAGGAGGUGUUUGUGACGUCAGCAGAGGACGAGGACGACGAGCUUGUGGAGAUUGCUCCGGAACACGUGCAGCUGCGGCUGGAGUACCGGCCCGGGGGGGCAAGGGAAAGCAGUCAGCCUCGGGGUGACGUCAGGCGUGACGCCAGCGAGGAGGGCGGGGCGGAGCAAAUGCACAGCAAUGGAGAAAAGCCAAGAAGGGGUGGAGAAGAGGCCGAGGGUGGGGGGGCGGAAGCGGCGAACGGCGUGCUUCUGGCGGAGGGGGGCCGAGCGAGUUCGGAGGAAGCUGGGGAGGAACCGAUCGCGAGGCCGAGACAGAGAAAGGGGGUCGCAAAGGAGGAGGGGAAAGCGGCACAACCGGAGAGCUCUUCUGGGGGGGAGCCGAGAGACCCGCUCAGCAGGCGGGGGAGGCCCCCCGCUGGGACGCUGAUCGUGUGCCCUACCAGCGUAUUGCGGCAGUGGGCGAACGAGGUGCGGGAUAAAGUUUCACCGGGAGAGAGAUUGAAGCUGCUAAUCUACCAUGGGGUGGGGAGGACGAAGGAUCCGUAUGAGCUGGCCCAGUACGACAUCGUGUUGACCACGUAUGCCAUCGUCUCCAUGGAGGUCCCCAAGCAGCCCCUCCCCGAGUCCGAGGGGGGGGCCAGCAACGGCCUGGACAAAGCGAAGGACAAACCCCCCAAGAGCAAGUCAAAGAAGAAAGCCAAACCCCUGGGGGAAGACGAGGGGCUUCUGCCCCCUGGGUCGGGGCCCCUGGCGCGAGUCGCGUGGUUUCGCGUGGUGUUGGAUGAGGCGCAGAGUAUCAAGAAUGGGCGCACACAGGCGGCGCGGGCGGCGUGGAGUUUGAGGGCCAAGCGGCGGUGGUGUUUGAGCGGCACGCCGAUCCAGAACUCGAUUGACGACCUGUAUAGCUACUUCCGCUUCCUGCGCUUCUCCCCUUACGACGUCUUCAAGUCCUUCCGCUCGCUCGUCCGCGAGCCCAUCGCUCGUAACCCCGCCGUCGGGUACAGGCGCCUGCAGGUGAUCCUCAGCAUGAUCAUGAUGCGGCGCACGAAGCAGACGGUGAUCGAGGGCCGUCCGAUCAUCGACCUGCCCGCCCGGAUCGUGCGGCUGAGCCAGGCGGACUUCACGGCGGAGGAGCGCGGCUUCUACGACACGCUGGAGCGGGAGAGCCGCCAGAAGUUCAACGCGUUCCGGAGCGCCGGCACGUUGAACAAGAACUACGUCAACAUCCUGUGGAUGCUCCUGCGGCUGCGCCAGGCCUGCAACCACUGGUCGCUGGUGAAGGGCCUGGAGGGGGGCGACCACCACGACAGCAAGGAGGCCGAGGCGGUCGCCCGGAAGCUCCGCCCCGAGCUGCGGGCGGCCCUGCUCGCGGCGGCGGAGGGCCUCCAAAGCGCGUGCUCCUUGUGCCACGACGCACCAGAGGAGGCCGUCAUCUCCAAGUGCUGCCACGUGUUUUGCCGCCAGUGCAUUGCGGAACAGGUGAACAAUACGGACAACCUGGAACCGUACGCGUGUCCCGUCUGCAAGUCUCCCGUCACUCCAAAGGACGUCUUCAGCCCCGCCACACUGCGCAAAGUCGAGCGGGGUCAGAUUGACGGUCCAGAUCCUGCCACGUCAACAGCGGAGGCUUCCCAAGCGUCCCCUGCCGUCCGAUCGUCGUCCAAGAUCAACAACAUGAUCCGAAUCCUUUCCGAGCUGCCAAAGCGGGUCGUGAGUGUGUCGCGAGAGACGGGGGAGAUUGUGGGCGACCACAAGGGGGGCAUUGGGGCGGUGGAGUCUCCGGAAGAGGAGGGCGCGGGGACGUACGUGCGGGAGACCACGGAAAAGGCAAUCAUCUUCUCGCAGUGGACGAGCAUGCUGAACUUGUUGGAGGGCCCCCUUCAGCACGCGGGCUUCCAAUACCGCCGCCUCGACGGAACGAUGACCGUGCAGGCGAGGGACCGAGCGAUUAGCGACUUCACCAAGCGGCCCGAGGUGACCGUGAUGAUCAUGUCGCUUAAGGCGGCCAGUUUGGGCCUCAACCUAGUUGCGGCGUCGCACGUGCUGCUGCUCGACGUGUGGUGGAACCCGACGACGGAGGACCAGGCGAUUGACCGCGCGCACCGAAUCGGACAGACGCGGACGGUCAACGUGUCGCGCCUCGCCGUCCGAGCGACCGUCGAGGACAGGAUCCUCGCGCUCCAGGAGAAGAAGCGCCAAAUUGUCGCUUCAGCUUUUGGCGAGCAGGAGGGUGGAGGGACGGCAAGGCUGUCAGCGGAAGAUUUGGCGUUCCUUUUCCGGUCCCAGUAGACGUUAAGUGGGCAAUGUGCAUUAUGGAUAAACCCCUCCAAGAGAUAUACUGGUAUCCAGGGUGCUAGAGCUUGCACGCUGUGUUGGAAGAAGCAACUUCGAGUCGACCAGAAGGGCUCUUCUUGUCUAAUAACCUACCUUGUGCUUCGAAGACUAGCACCUUGUCACUCCUCUUUGAUGUAUGUUGCAAACGAUGUUCGAUUAUUAAGUCCUAAUAUGGAAGUCAGGCUAGGACACACACAUCAGAGCCAAGCCUUUGAAGUGCAUGGCACUCUUUCUUUGC
This is a messenger RNA of Klebsormidium nitens, 4612 nucleotides long. The record is from the annotation of a GenBank genome assembly. NCBI's taxonomy places the organism in Eukaryota, Viridiplantae, Streptophyta, Klebsormidiophyceae, Klebsormidiales, Klebsormidiaceae.